Vanrija pseudolonga is the source of this 3509-nucleotide messenger RNA. RefSeq lists its product as uncharacterized. Gene Ontology annotation, cellular component: equatorial microtubule organizing center; gamma-tubulin complex; spindle pole. Gene Ontology annotation, biological process: microtubule nucleation; meiotic cell cycle; mitotic cell cycle. The record is from RefSeq and is a predicted model, not a curated record. Gene Ontology annotation, molecular function: microtubule minus-end binding; gamma-tubulin binding. The transcript has 7 exons. Bases 1 to 3393 code for a protein of 1130 amino acids. NCBI's taxonomy places the organism in Eukaryota, Fungi, Basidiomycota, Tremellomycetes, Trichosporonales, Trichosporonaceae.
AUGGCCGUGCUCGACGACGCCAACGCCGACGACUUCUUCCGCCUCCCGCCCCUCCCAGCGGCGGAGGGGAGCGGGUUCAAGCUCGCGCCGCUGGCGUCCGUUGCACCGCGCUUCGUCCUCCCCGCGCUGGAUGAGAACGCGCCGGGCGUCGAGCGGCUACUGGGCACGCUGGGGUCGACGUUGGUCGUUAACGAUGCUGGGCCAUCACUUACCCCCUUGCCGCCGCUGCCCAGACUCCAGACCGAGGUGCGAUACGACGCCAAGGGCAAGGGCCGUGCCGUGCCGCCCAUCGACGCCGAACUCUGGCGCCUUGCCGGGAUAGAGGAGCCCGGGCCGAGCCAGCCGUGCGCGUUCCAUUCCGUCGCGACGUGGGACGACGCCGGCGCCGACAGCCCGUUCAUGUCUGAGCGGCCGCCGCAGUUCUUCGAGUCACUGCUUACCUCAGAGGAACCCCCCGUCCACCUCCCCAAGCUCCGUACCCCGUCUGCCGCGUCCCCCAUCGACGUCAAGGUCCUCCUCGACCUCAUGAUGCGCGCGACGCUCGGCACGACGCUGACCGACGACCUGCGCUGGAGCCGGCGCGAGCAGCGGUUCGUGUAUGCCGAGACUGGGGCGCGGCCCAAGGGCAUUGAGCGGAGCACGACGGACGACCUGCUGCACGAGUUCCUUACUAUUGGCACGGCGGUGCGCCGUCUCGAGAUCGUGCUCGAGGAGCAUGGCGCCACACCCAUCACCCCGACGCACCACGCCCUCCUGCACGCGCUGUCGACUAUCGUGGCGUACUUGAAGCAGCGGCUCGGCGCCGCCGUGGACAGGAGCUUGGGGGACGAGAAUGCGCCGCUGCUCCAACGUUCAAGCCCGCUUUACGACUUGGUCCACCUCGCGUCGACGCUCUGCGAGAUUGUGUGCUGGCCCAUAGCACAGGCAAAGCCAAUCGGCCUGCCGGCCAAGCCGCACGCCGUGCUCACCUUGCUUCACUCUCACCUCCUCGCGCAGCUGUCCACCUCGACUGACGCCGACAAGAGCGAUGGCACGACACUGUCGCUCGCCUACCUCCUGUCUCGCGCAUCAGAGCCCUUCCUCGCGCUGCUGCAGCAGUGGGUCGGACUGGCCGACUCGGCUCGGAUAGACGACGAUACCGACCCAGAGUCACAGCCGUGGGCCGACCUCGGCAUCACGCGUACCCGCCUGCCUGCAGCUGACGGCAUCGACGUGAGAUGGGACUACACCUUCUCGGCUCGCCGCAUGCCAGCAUUUGUUCCCCGCGACGCCCGCCGAACACUGUUCGAAGCUGGGCGGAGUCUGAGAGCCCUGCGAGACGCUUCGGGCGGGCUGCACCCGCUGUGCUCUACCGACUGGCACCUGAGUGCAAACUGGGGCUGGGGGAGCUCUGCAAACUUGCCUCCAAACGACCUCCGACUCCACAUUCGCCGAGUCCACCGUGAUAUUGAUCGUUGGCGCGGGACAGCCCACAGCCGAAUACGCACCACCUCAGAGUCCUCCCUUACCAGCUAUGGCCCCGGCCACCAGCGACGACAAACUCAGCAGUAUGACCUGAUGUCGUCCCGAGCGUCGUCUCCGACCGCAGCGCCACCUUCACCGCUAUUCGCCUCCCCGCCCAGAACCCUCACAGACCUGUGGUCUGCGUUCUCGCAGCCUCCAGGAUCACACCUCGGGGCAACACCCGAGGCUGAUACGUUGUGGAACCCAAACGUGCAGGACGACCUCGAGGCAUUUGUCAAGGUUCAUUCCGAUCAAGCCCAGCCACUUCUGCCACCAGAGUGUCCAACGCUCGAGCUCUACAUCUCGUCGCACCUCCUCGCUCCGCUCUUGGCACAUUCAGCGCUCAUCUCGUCAUCGCUGACCCAGUUGUACCUGGACGACCUCGGCUUCUUACAGCACCUGGACGUCCUCCGUGCCUUCUGGCUCGGCGGAGACACGUCAUUCUCCGACACGGUCUCGUCAGCUCUGUUCGCGGGAGACGCCUCUGGUGGCGGAGAAAGCCUCGGGCGACGUGCACGAACUCGGGCCCGACUUGGUCUGCCGGGAACGACUGAGCCUGGGAUGUCGAUCAACAGCGACAACUGGGGUAUUGGCCUUGGCCUGGGUCUGAGCGACAGGCAGCGAUGGCCGCCUGGCGGUUCAGAGCUGGCGUACGCCCUCCGUGCCACUUUGCUCGACGACUCCGUGGACCGAUUGGCGUCCAAGGGUCCAGUUUGGGCAGCAAUCGAGGACCGCGUUUCGUUUGCGGUGAGGGCGCUGCCGGAGGAUGAGAGUGACGGGCGGCGAUCACGAUGGCUCAAUCCACAAGCCCUCGACUUCAUCUACCUCGCCUACUCACCCCCCGCAGCCAUCGCCACACUGCUGCCACACAGUGUCAUGGACAAGUACCAGCUUAUCCACAACUUCCUGCUGCGGAUUUCCCGCGUCGAGGCGGUUGUUCGAUCCCUCUACUUUGACGUGGUGCGCCCCUCGCGGCCAGCGGACGAUGUGCCGAUCAAAACAGGCGUCGACGCCGCGUUUAAUCGCAUGCCAUCCCAAUUAGGACUUGGGCGUCGACGCGUCCAAACUAUAUUCGAACCCGGAUCGGACGCGGAUCGCACACUACUGGCCUUGCGGUUCGUCAUGUCCUCGUUUGUGGCGGCCAUUAGUCGCUACGUCCUGGAUACGGCCAUUGGCCAGAACUGGGACGUUAUGCGCAGGCGACUGGACAAGUUGCGUAGACGCGGCCAUGCGCCGCCGUCAACGACGACGGACAGCCGGCCUGUGACACCUGGCCCUGACGAUGGGGACGACUAUGAAGAUCUGGACGAAGAACUAGACGAUGUGGGCGGGGGCGAGGACGAAGACGACGCGCCGACGCUGCUCGGUGCACUGUCGCAGCUACAGUCUGCCCACUCGCUGGUUCUGUAUCACCAGAUCAUCCUCAACCGUAUCUUGCGAGCGUGCCUGCUCAUCCCGCAACCGGGCCACCAAGUCACGUUCAAGCUGCUCAUGACCCUCUUUGGUCUCAUCCUGGACCUGGGCAAGACAGUCAAGGAGGUGGAACAUGGGGUUAGUACCCCAGAAGCGGGGGCCGAGCACGUGAUGGCUCUGCAUCAAGACUGGACGGAAAAGAGUGCAGUGUUUCUUCACGCGUUGGAACGUUUGUCCCUGCGGACCUCGCCACGCACGACCGCGGCUGCCACUGGCGCUGGAGGGGCCGACGAGGGCCCCAAGGCUGCUGGGCAGCAGGAUCUGCAGGUUUUGCUGGAUGGAGAACGACAAGGGUUAGAGGACACUGGCGGCGUUUCAGCGCCACCCGCGUCUCAUCUGCCUGGAUCCACCGAGUUGCAAGAGCUGCUGCUUCGUCUCAGACUUGGUUCUCGCGACUCUAGACCACAUGGUAGCUAGCUCAGCUAACUUGUACAAGCGACCAUGCCGUCAUUGGUGGGCGUGCGGGCCGGUGGUAGGAAGCCGUGUCAAAUGUAAUUAAGAAGGCCAAACGUGAUGGGGGCAAGGGUGGUCAC